AUGUCUUCUGUUCCCACUUGGGCACCAAGUUCUACUCCCAGUAUUACAACUUUGUCAAGCAUCGCAACCACCCAUGCCUCAGCGUUAGAAUCAACUUUAUCAGCCGCAGUCUCCACCUUGGUUUCCAAAGGAUCCACUAUAGCCAAGAAAGAUUUCUUAACUGCCUCUAUCAACAUUCGUGCCGCUGAAGCAUCAUUAACAAUCAUCCUGGCUGAAGAGGUAUUAGCAACCGCAACUGCUCCCGAGGUGCAAUCUCAAGCUACUCAAGCUAUUUGGGAAGCUACUCAAAACUUACAAGCUUUGGAAUGGUCAUUGAAUGUAUACAAUAUUGAGAGUCUAAGUCGUCCUGCUAAUAUUAUCUUUUUGGUUAUAUUUGCGAUUACAUUUUUGUAUACUGCUUUAAUGUUGAUUAAAUCGAGAUAUCAUUGGUAUAAUGUUGCAUUUACUUGUGGAUUAGCAUUAGAAUUUAUUGGGUUUUUGGGUAGAGUGUUGUCAUUUGGUGAUAUGACUAAUGAUAAUUUCUUCUUGUUACAAUUAGUUCCAUUAACUUUGGCACCCGCUUUCUUAAUGGGAGGGAUUUAUUUCUUAUUUGGACAACUUAUUGUAAUUCAUGGAAGACAAUUUAGUUGGUUAAAGCCAUUACAUUAUUCCUAUAUUUUCAUUUCUUGUGAUAUUUUGUCAUUGGUUAUUCAAGCUGGAGGUGGUGCACAAGCAAGUAUUGCUUCUCAGAAUUAUGAAGAUGCUACUCCGGGUACAAAUGUAAUGAUUGCUGGUAUUGCUUUUCAAGUUUUUGCAAUGUCGAUCUUUAUCAUUUCUUGGUUUAUAUUUUGGUGGAAAGUAUCCUUUAAGAAACCAGAUGCGAUUCCUACUGAUUAUGAUCAAUCAUUAGAAAAGAUGCAAGGAUAUUCAAAAAGUUACGACAAGAAAUCAAUUUCAAAUUUCUUCUUUUUAAUGCUUAACACCAAACCAGCAGAUGAAUUCAAAAAAGCAGUACUAGAAUAUCGUUAUAAUCCAAAAUAUGCUUCAAUUAGAAGUCGACCAUUGUUUAACUAUUAUGGAUUAGCAAUCUCGGUAUCAGUACUUACAAUCUAUAUCAGAUGUAUAUAUAGAGUUGUUGAAUUAGCUCAAGGAUUCCGUGGGUAUUUAUUUACUCAUGAAGUCUUUUUAAUGACAUUGGAUGCAACUAUGAUUGCUAUUGCUGCUAUUAUUUUUGUCCCAUUCCAUCCCCAGAUUGUUUUAGGUUCAAGUAAUGUGAUCAAGAUGAGGUCAAUUAAGAAUAAUGAUGAUGAGGUGAAUAGUAGUUUCGGUGAUAAGGAAACGGUUGAAGUUAUGGAUCGUGUUCCAUCUGUGGGAAGUGAAUCUGUCUGA
Hemisphaericaspora subhashii is the source of this 1368-nucleotide messenger RNA. RefSeq names its product RTA1 domain-containing protein. The record is from RefSeq and is a predicted model, not a curated record. The coding region runs from base 1 to 1368 and encodes 455 amino acids. The transcript has a single exon. Gene Ontology annotation, cellular component: fungal-type vacuole; plasma membrane. Lineage: Eukaryota; Fungi; Ascomycota; Pichiomycetes; Serinales; Debaryomycetaceae.